AUGGCCGAAGUCCACAAGCUACCUGGACAUAAAGUCGACGUCAAGCUCCGUGUAUUCAGCCAUGAGAUCCAUUGCCAUUCAUUGAUGUUGAAGCUUGGUUCGGUUUAUUUCAGAAAAUUCCUCGACUCAGCAGACAAAACCCCCUCUUCUGCGAAUGCAACCUUCAAAUACGAAUACGUUACCAUUCAAGAUACUUCUGACGAUGUUCCAAGCCUCGAAGUCGCAUCCAAAGUUGAGGGCAGAGGUGAUAAGCCUGUCGACACCGGAUCUGAUCAUUGGUACAUUGCUGUUAAACAUAUGACUGAUUGCAUCCAAGGUUGCGGAUUUUAUGGUGCGCUGCCAGUCGUUUCAAGGUCAUUGGAUACAGUAUUCUUCCGAAGCCCGAAAUUCAUCGAGCUAAUACCUGAUAAUGCUGGCUCUCUUCUGAAGAUUGCCUACCAACUCAGAAAUCGAACUCUGUACAGGGAAUGCAUGAUUCAUGUUGCUGGUCGGUGGAAAAGGAACCCCUGCAUAUCAGAAGAUGAUAUGGAUCUUCGAAUUCGAGUUCUCGCUGCAUAUGGAAGUAUCUGCGACAAACUCGUUACAGCAAAUUUUAAUUUAGCGAAAUUUAUGACAGACUUUCAGCCAAACGAUACAAGGUAUUCCGAGCUACGUCUUGUUGCGAUCCACUACUCCUCGUCACUCGCCGUUUAUUUUCGGCGUAUUUACGAUAAACACAUUAGUAAGGAAAUCGAUGAGGCUAUAAAUAAGGUAUUGGCUAGUAACCUAAUCCUUGAUCCUUCUAAACUUGGAGCAGGUCAAGGAAGGUUCCAAGAUUAUUUUCUUUGCGCGAAAAUCAUAGACAAAGAACUUCCAUGGGACGAGGAGUAUGAAAACUGGUAG
Botrytis porri is the source of this 882-nucleotide messenger RNA. RefSeq lists its product as uncharacterized. The coding region runs from base 1 to 882 and encodes 293 amino acids. The transcript has 3 exons. Lineage: Eukaryota; Fungi; Ascomycota; Leotiomycetes; Helotiales; Sclerotiniaceae. The record is from RefSeq and is a predicted model, not a curated record.